UUCUGCAAAGAAUCUUUCUUUGUUGAUUCCAAUGGAAAUUAAGUCAAAUCGUUUUUGUUCCUAUCUGAGACUGUUAAGACUAUAAACUGCGUAACAGAUACAAGAAGAAAGAAAAAUUGAGUUGCUCCGUUUCAUAUAAAAGCACUGUAUGUAUACAUAACAGUAUAGCAUAAUUAGUUUGCACUUGUUUAAACAUUCUCCUAUACAUGAUGUUUCAAAUUCAAUCAGUACUCUCAGCCUUCCUGGUUUCUCUCCUUUUUAACUCUUUCUUCGAUACUUCAGUUGCGUAUUAUUUCCCUUCAUUUUCGUGCAAUGGACUUAACAUUUCAUAUCCUUUCUGGAGCCUUGACAACUACAACUCUUCCUAUCCUCAAUACGGUGGUUAUCCAGGACUUGGUAUACACUGCUCUCAAAGUACCAAUGCAACUCUUUACCUUUCCAAUAAUACAUUCUUCGUCAAAAGUAUUAAUUAUACGAACCACUCCCUGACCGUGAUGGAUAGGGAUAUUACUGAUAACUUGGCGUGCCCGAGAGCACGUCACAACCUCAGUCUGGACCAUUUGCCCCUAGAAUACUCCAAGCUUGAUAUGCACUAUACCUUCUACUAUAAUUGUACUAGUCCCCUUCCGUCUUCUAUUCCUGUAGAUUGCUUAACAUCAGGCGAGAAGAAGUCAUAUUAUUAUAUUGGGCAUAAUAAACCGAAAGAUUUAAAUUGGUACGGGAUUUGUGAGGAUAAGGUGGUGACAACGGAGUUAGACGAAGGGUCGACUAGAGGGCUUGCUACGGCGCUUGAUCAGGGGUUCAUACUGGACUAUAGCGAACCCAAUUGCGUCAAGUGCGAGGCCACUAACGGGCUUUGUCUUUACAACAAUUCAACCAACAAAUUCUGGUGCCACUGCAAAGAAGGUAGCACAAAGUUUGAUCACUGCACAUCCAAAGGUCGAAUCAUACCUGUGAAGCUCUCAAUAGGUACCAAGUUAAUUUUUAUUCUCAAUAGCAUUAUCCGCGGUAGGAACUGCAAUAGCUGUUACGUGCUGCUUGAUAUGCUGCUUCCGAUAUAG
Molecule: messenger RNA, 1061 nt
Organism: Lycium barbarum (goji berry)
Lineage: Eukaryota; Viridiplantae; Streptophyta; Magnoliopsida; Solanales; Solanaceae
Product: LEAF RUST 10 DISEASE-RESISTANCE LOCUS RECEPTOR-LIKE PROTEIN KINASE-like 2.1
Exons: 3
Coding region: 207-1061 (284 amino acids)
Molecular function (GO): polysaccharide binding
Source: RefSeq, a predicted model, not a curated record